Messenger RNA from Dromiciops gliroides (monito del monte), 5005 nucleotides. It is a transcript of the gene PIGA, whose product is annotated as phosphatidylinositol glycan anchor biosynthesis class A. Bases 478 to 1956 code for a protein of 492 amino acids. Gene Ontology annotation, cellular component: glycosylphosphatidylinositol-N-acetylglucosaminyltransferase (GPI-GnT) complex. The record is from RefSeq and is a predicted model, not a curated record. NCBI's taxonomy places the organism in Eukaryota, Metazoa, Chordata, Mammalia, Microbiotheria, Microbiotheriidae. Gene Ontology annotation, molecular function: phosphatidylinositol N-acetylglucosaminyltransferase activity. Gene Ontology annotation, biological process: GPI anchor biosynthetic process. The transcript has 6 exons.
CAUAAUAUACUUUGCCACUGAAUCCAGAUGGCUUUGGAGGAGAGUGAAGCUGGUGACUUUGUGCAGCCCUUCCUCACUUAAAUCCAAUUUAUUGCAGGUUAUGACAUUUGUCAUGGUCCUCUUAGAGAACAAAGAACAAACAGCAACAGUUUAUAGUCAUGCAGAGGCAAGUUAAGGUGCCUGAGUGUAGUGACUGUAGAAAGAAGCCCUUGUAGGAAGCCAUGGAUGGCAGUUAAAGUUGGAUAUGGAGAGGUACCACCUUACACCUAUUAGAAAUAGUAAAUGCUGGAAGGGGCGAGGGGAAAAUAGGUACACCAAUGAACUAUUGGUGGACUAGUGAACUGGCCCAACCAUUCUGGAGUUUUGGAACUAUGUCUGAAGAGCUAUAAAACCAUGUGUAUCCUUUGUGGAUAUUCAGCAAAACCACUAUAGUAGGGAACAAAUGGCAUCUGUCUCAGUCGACUGCUGUGAGGACUGAUGACUAAACCUCAUCUUAAUAUGGCAUAUAGAAGAGUAAAUGGGCACGGACAGUCUGUCACAUCCAAACUCCCUCAUAAUGACUGUGGGAUCCUUCAGCUACAUAGAACUGGAACGCAUAAUAUCUGCAUGGUGUCUGAUUUUUUUUAUCCAAAUAUGGGAGGAGUGGAAAGCCACAUAUACCAGCUAUCUCAGUGUCUGAUUGAAAGAGGACACAAAGUUAUAAUUGUCACCCAUGCUUACGGAAAUAGAAAAGGUAUUCGAUACCUUACCAGUGGCCUCAAAGUAUAUUACUUACCGCUAAAAGUCAUGUAUAAUCAAUCUACAGCAACAACCCUCUUUCACAGUCUGCCUCUGCUCAGGUACAUAUUUGUUCGGGAGAGAGUCACCAUAAUCCAUUCACAUAGUUCUUUUUCUGCCAUGGCCCAUGAUGCACUCUUCCACGCCAAGACAAUGGGCCUACAGACAGUCUUCACAGACCAUUCUCUUUUUGGAUUUGCUGAUGUCAGCUCGGUGCUUACAAACAAACUUCUAACUGUAUCACUUUGUGAUACAAAUCAUAUAAUUUGUGUCUCUUACACUAGCAAGGAAAAUACUGUUCUAAGAGCAGCAUUGAAUCCUGAGAUAGUAUCCGUCAUCCCCAAUGCUGUAGAUCCUACUGACUUCACUCCAGACCCAUUUAAAAGGGAUGAUAGUAUAAUAACUAUUGUUGUUAUCAGCAGGCUUGUUUACAGAAAAGGGAUUGAUUUGCUUAGUGGGAUAAUACCUGAACUCUGUCAGAAAUAUCCAGAUUUAAAUUUCAUAGUUGGAGGAGAGGGACCAAAGAGAAUCAUUUUGGAAGAAGUGCGGGAAAGAUACCAACUACAUGACAGGGUACGUCUUUUGGGAGCCUUGGAACACCAGGAUGUUAGAGAUGUCUUGGUUCAGGGUCACAUCUUCCUAAAUACUUCUCUUACUGAGGCUUUCUGCAUGGCAAUUGUGGAAGCAGCAAGUUGUGGUCUACAGGUUGUGAGUACCAGGGUUGGUGGAAUUCCUGAGGUAUUGCCAGAUAGUCUUAUCAUUUUAUGUGAACCAUCAGUAAAAUCUUUGUGUAAUGGCUUAGAAAAAGCUAUUUCUCAGCUGAAGUCAGGAACAUUGCCAGAUCCAGAGAAAAUCCAUAACAGAGUAAAGACAUUCUAUACCUGGAGGAAUGUUGCAGAGAGAACUGAAAAGGUGUAUGACAGAGUGUCUAGGGAAGCUGUGUUACCUAUGGACAAGCGACUGAACAGGCUGAUCUCUCACUGUGGCCCAGUGACUGGUUGCACCUUUGCUUUGUUGGCUGUGUUGAACUUCCUCUUCCUUGUUUUCCUGAGGUGGCUGACUCCUGAUUCUAUCAUUGAUAUUGCAGUUGAUGCCACAGGACCAAAGGGGGCCUGGACCCAGCAGUAUUCUUUUAGUGAAAAGGGGAAAGAAAAUAAAGAGAUUUCAGAAUCACGGUAGAAAGAAGCCUACUUUUCAAGAUUUUAAAUAUUCAAUAAUUCUUCCAAAAUAGUUUGAAAUAACUUUACUUUUUUAUAUUAGUUUAGAAAUUUAUGCUACCUCCAGUUCAUACUAUGUUUGAUUUUUGAGUCAAGAUCCUGAACUUAUGCAAUUUCCUGGGACGAAACACUCUUUGCACUUGUUUAAAAUUCAGAAGGGAAAAUUUUGAGCUACUCAGGUGUAAAACUUUCAAGACUACUGAAUUCACUGUAACAGUGGUGUUUUAAGAUUAUACUUUGGGGGCUUGUGGGCACUGAUGGGCCAAGUUCAUUAUUGUCUGGAGUUUCUUUGCCAAUAUUUAGUAUUGUUCUUUUUAAUAUGAAUUUGAAAUUCAUAAAGCAUUUAUAGGAUAUGCUUGAUGUAUUUUAAGUAUAGUACUUGUAGCAUAUGUGCUGGGUAUAUUCAGUAAGUGUUAACUCUUCAACCAUCGAGUAAGAUAGGCACCUUGACCAGUGAAGCAAUAUUUGUUGAGGACCUGUUGUGUGCUGAGCACUGUAUUAGAUGCUUCCUAUAGAAUACUGGGACCACUUAAUAGUGUAGUAGCAAUUUAUUAAUGAAAAAUAGCAUGCUGCCAGAUGUUUUGAAUGUGUCCCAAAAUAACCAUCUUAAUCUCAGUAAAUUUCUGGCAAGGGCUGGCUUUGUACUGUUGGAGAUACUCAUCUAGGCAGUGCCUAUGUCUUUUGUUUUUGUGUUUUUAUACAUUUUAUUUAAAGUUGGCCGUGGGUUUCAAAUGACAUUUGAAAAGCUCAUGGAUUUUUGUCCUUAUGGAAAUGCUAAUUUAAAAAUUAAGAGUAAGAUAUCCUUUGCUUUUAAAUAUUUUUAAAUAUUUAAAAUAUUUAUUUAAUAUUUGACAGCAAAUAUUAAAUAAAUAUUUAUUAGGGACCGAUAUCACUGUUUAGCAUAGGGCAGAGGCACACUCCACUAGCUUUCAUACAUAACUUAGUCCUUUUUCUGCAGAUGACUCAAUUUUAGGCUGUCUUCAGCAGAAAGUAGUGGGUUUCCAAAGAUGGUGAUAAUUAUGACCAUCUGCAGUGCUAUACAUUUAAUUGUAGUCAUUUAUACUUCUCUUCCUUUGUGAUCUUGUUUACAUUUGAAUAAAUACUUUGAAUGACAGUAGUUCAAUAGUUUUUUCCUCAGAAAUUUUGGGUUCUCAACAAAUACAAACUGAAAAUUAUCAGGAGAUAGUCACUGUGUUGAUGGAUGUGGCCCAUUAUAAUAGUUUUUGCCUCAGAGCCAUGGGUUUCCUAACCCCAAACUAUCCUUAUAAUCUAUAUCUUUAAUUUAGUGAACAUUCCUUUGAAAAUUUGGGAAAUUUUUCUCAUAAAGCACUGUUUGACAUUAGAAAGACGAUGACUUGUGCAGACUUCAGCAUUCUGGCUAUCUGUACCAGAUUUUUUCAGAACUUUUUUUAAUGACAAAACUCAGAAGGUCAGAUAGUUUUUGUAUAAGUAUUCUAUAUUGUGAAUAUUUUAACUUUUAUUCCAUUGUGAUAUAAAAAGAACAAUGCAUCUUGUUUUUACUGAAAUGGGUUUGAUGAAAAGAACACUAUAAAAUCUUAAAAUUAGUUUUUUUCUUUUGUUGAAGAAAAGUAUUGAUUAUUGGUAUUAAAAAAACUAUCUAGGGGGAAGCUAGGUAGCUCAGUGGACAAAGCACCGACCCUGGAUUCAGGAGGACCUGAGUUCAAAUCCAGCCUCAGACACUUGACACUUACUAGCUGUGUGACCCUGGGCAAGUCACUUAACCUUCAUUGCCCCACCAAAAAAACCCCCAAAAUUAUCUAAAAAUCUUGACAUUGAAAAUUCCUUUUAUUAAUCAAUGCUGCUUGACAUGAAUAUAAAACGUAUCAGUAUAUCGGGUACAAAAUUGUUGAGAAAAUACUGAGUUUUGGUUUUAUUGAUGCCAUUAAUCAAUUUUUUAAAAAGCAUACUACUAUCUAUACCUAACAUUUAACAUUCCUUUUGAAUCACUCUUUAAAAUUGUUAAACAUUCAUGCCUUAAAUUAAUGUAGGAAAAACUUCAAUUCACAAUUCAUUAGUAUGUUAAACAUUGGACAUUAAAAUAAUUUCUUCUUGAGUUUCUUCUUUUAAAGAAUCAUGAAAGAAGUGAAACUUGCCUUCUCUUGUUGAAACCAUAUAUCUUGAACUUUAAACUGUAUUACAGUUGCACUGCUCAGCAUCUAGAAACAUACCAUAUUGUUCCUCUAUUUACUCUAGCAUUGUAAAAAAUGAAUUUACUUUGGUAAAGGAUUUAGAAGAAAUCCAGUGCUAAUUUGCAUUUUGGAGAAGUUAACCUAAAAUUUGCUCAAUGAAAAAAUAUACUAUAUUUAAGUCUAAUAAUUAAAAACAAUUGCUUUUUUAGCCAAAAAAGUAGUAGUUCAAGAUGAGAAAUAUCUUUUUUAGCAUUGUCAGAUGAUCAUUUGGUGGUUGGUUAAGAAAGCCCCUUAAAUUAGUUAUGCAGCACAUUUUUUCUUCUAGUGAUGUGGAGUAGCAGGUUCUAACUUGUGCCUGCAUUCCCUGCCUCAAACAAGUUCUAAUUUUCCUUUGUAACAAAUUUAUUUCGCAGGAUGAAAGAUAUUUUAUUUGUGUUUUUGAACUAUAUUGUUGCUGUACCAUGUGAGAGAUUUUAAGAGGAAUUUAUAUUUAGGCUGUUAACAUAAGUUGAGCUUUUUUAUACUUUUUUUUUUCCCCUGAAGAUGCUAUAGAUAAAACUGAGUGAGAACCUGACUUGUUACAAAUGAAUUAGAUUUAGAUUUGUAAAAUUUUUCUAAACACAGAAAGGAUGCUUUGGAGCAAAGAUUAAAAUUAAAAAAAAAAAAUAACAGAGCCAGUUUAGUCAUGAAAACACCAUACCAUACACAUGUAUGCACUCUUAUUUCCACCAAAACAUUUGUUUGCCAUUGUACAGAUCUGUACUUUUAUGAAGUAUUUUUAAAAAGCCUCCUCAGUAUUCAUUUAUUUCUUUAUCCGUUCUCAAGAAAAUUUAGAUGUGUUAAUAUUAAACUAUAUUGUGA